This is a messenger RNA of Dendrobium catenatum, 707 nucleotides long. RefSeq lists its product as uncharacterized. The transcript is spliced from 2 exons. Lineage: Eukaryota; Viridiplantae; Streptophyta; Magnoliopsida; Asparagales; Orchidaceae. Bases 227 to 700 code for a protein of 157 amino acids. The record is from RefSeq and is a predicted model, not a curated record.
ACUGUGGUGAAUUGAAAAUUUGUUGAUUUUUGCUCGGAAGAUCUGUGAUUGAGCUGCUACUUGUAAAUCAGAAAUUAAUUUUACUUUUUGGUUGUAGCAUUUUUUUUAUUGCAAUCUUCUCACAGAAUAUUAUCGACAUGAUCAUAUUUAAACCUUUGUUUUCUUCACCUUAAUUCUCUCUUUUGGUUUCCUAAAAACAACUUUUAAUUUUUUUUCAUUGCAGAAAAUGGCAGGAGGUAGUCGUUUCAGACAAGCAAAGAAGGUAGUUUGUAGAGGUGGAUCAAGUAGAGGAGGAUCAAGUAGAGGUGAAACCAGUAGGGAGACUGAAUCAAUUACACCUUCUACUUCAGUACACCCAGAUUCGCAAGAAGAGAUUGAGUGCAGUGGGACACAACAGGCUUCACAACAUUCAUUUGGUGGUGCAGCUCCAGCCACACAAGAGGGGAUAUGGCUCGUCGAUGAGCAAGGAAAUCCUUCAAGGCGUAGAGGGAGAACAACAUGUGCUGAUAUACAGAAUAUGCCGCCAGGGACACGAAUUCAUAUAGAAGUUAAUGAAAACAACAUCCCUUGUAACAUACCUGAGUCGACUUUGCUAGGAACAUAUCUUGGUGUUGUUGCAAGAGACCCUGUUUUGGCUCCAAUAUCAUUCCUGAUUGGAGAAAAUAAGGGUAUGGAGCCAUAUAAGAAAGAUGUUAGCUGAAGUUGAG